Messenger RNA from Pistacia vera, 776 nucleotides. Its product is annotated as putative homeobox-leucine zipper protein ATHB-51. The record is from RefSeq and is a predicted model, not a curated record. The transcript has 3 exons. NCBI's taxonomy places the organism in Eukaryota, Viridiplantae, Streptophyta, Magnoliopsida, Sapindales, Anacardiaceae. Gene Ontology annotation, biological process: positive regulation of DNA-templated transcription. Gene Ontology annotation, cellular component: nucleus. Gene Ontology annotation, molecular function: sequence-specific DNA binding; DNA-binding transcription factor activity, RNA polymerase II-specific. The coding region runs from base 90 to 776 and encodes 228 amino acids.
AUUUUUACUACUCUAUGCAAAUCUUUGCUCAUACUUUGAUUUCGUUUUGAUUUGAGAGAAGCUCAUCACACACAAAGAGAAGCUAAAAUAUGGAUUGGAAUAGCAACUUAAGAACCUUUCUUCCUCGACCAGAAACUUCUUUUGACUUCCUCUACAACUAUAACUACGACCAAUAUCCAGGUAUGGAGAUGAAGCAUACAGGAAUGGCAGAGAAAUCGCUGGGGUUGAUUCCAGGAAUGGACAAGAACAACUAUGGGAGUCAGGAGAAGAAGAAGCGAUUGACAACCGAUCAGCUAGAUUCAUUGGAGAGGAGUUUCCAGGAGGAGAUUAAGCUUGACCCUGAUCGGAAAAUGAAGCUCUCCAGGGAUCUUGGACUUCAGCCGAGACAAAUCGCUGUCUGGUUCCAAAAUAGGCGUGCAAGGUGGAAGGCUAAGCAACUUGAGAUGCUUUAUGAUGCUCUUAAACAGGAGUUUGAUGCCGUCUCCAAAGAGAAACAGAAGCUCCAAGAAGAGGUGAUUAAAUUAAAAUGUAUGCUAACAGAGCAAGCCACGAGGAAGCAAGUAUCCACAGCUGGUUACACUGAAAUGUCGGGAGAAGAAACAGUCGAAAGCACAUCACUCGCAAUGCGAAACACGAACAAGCCAAUUGGAGGAGUAAAUCAACAACAAAAUCUUAAUAAUGCAGAACAAUGCAACUACGUUUUCAAUGUUGUUGAGGAGUAUAAUAGUCCGGCGGUAUCAUCUCCUUUCUGGGGUGUUUUGCCUUCUUAUCCAUAA